Morus notabilis is the source of this 2840-nucleotide messenger RNA. RefSeq lists its product as uncharacterized. The transcript is spliced from 10 exons. Bases 227 to 2224 code for a protein of 665 amino acids. Lineage: Eukaryota; Viridiplantae; Streptophyta; Magnoliopsida; Rosales; Moraceae. The record is from RefSeq and is a predicted model, not a curated record.
AUUACGUUUUUGCAGUGCAGAGUCUCGCACGCUCACAUCAAUCCGUUUCUUCUAUUAAGAUUUCUGCUUUCGUGCCUCAAAAGCUUCUUCCUUUCUACUACGCGACUCGGUUUCCCCAACUCAGUCUCGGACGCUCCGACACGGUUCUUGUAUUGCGAUUCCCACUCGCUCACCACUCACACCAGUCCUAUGUUUGUGUAUUUGAGUUGCUUGUGGUGGAUUUUCCAUGGAAACAGUGGUUGGAGUUGACAAUAAUAGCGAUGAAGGGAAGUUUGAGGAGUGUGGGGUUGAGAAGAGUAGCUCCUGUUUAUCUUCCCCAAAAUAUAUUGCUGAUCCAGUUGUAUACAAGCUCGUUCGGGUUGAUGGUGAUGGGAGAUUCGUGCCUGCAACAGAUGACGAAGUAAUGGAGGUUGAGGAUUUUCUUGUUGAUGACAAGACAGAAAUGAUUGAUGUUGCGGACAUUGGGAAGACUGCAGACUGCACAUCCAACGAAGGGUCCGACUCUGGGAAGCUUCAGUUGGAAGUCUCAGAAGGUUUGUCACAUUCUGAGAACGUAGAAGCUCAUGCAGAAAAAUUAACUUCAGAAUUUGAGAAUAUUGAGGAGGUGUCACAAAAGGUCAAAGAGGAAGAGGGGCUUAGCAUUUCUUGUGGAUCUCCUGAUAAUUCUGAUGCUUGUAUGAAUGUAGACAGCAAAUGUGCUGAUCAGCAUUAUGAAUCGCCUGCUGUCGAGGAGAAGCUCCAAUUUGAAAUUCCUAUGCAGGAAACUGUUCCUUCGUCAACACCGAGAGUAAAUGACCACUGUAACGAUUUGUCUGAGAGCAUUGGGGAGUUCUAUAAACCUCCAUCUGGACAAGCGGAAAGUGGACCAUCAACUUCUGCUGUCUGCAAUAAUUCAAAGCCCGAUUUUUCAAAGUUAGAGGAGGAAAUAUGCUUGGACAACCUAUCAAUUAGAGAGCUUCAUGAAUUCUUCAGGGCAACUUUUGGGCGGGAAACUACUGUCAAAGAUAAGUUGUGGCUUAAGAGGAGGAUUGCAAUGGGAUUGACCAACUCUUGUGAUGUUGCUACCACCACUUUCACAAUUAAAGAUAACAAAUUGGUGAAUAAGGGAAAUGAAGAAAACUGUAAGAAUACUAAUGCUGCAUUCACCGAGGAUUCAAGAGUUGAAGCAGUACUUGUCAGCCCCAAGAAUUCACCAACUAACCACAGUACCCAAAGGGAAGAUCAUAAAAUUGCUUUAGGCGAGAGGUUCCAUGACAAUGCAGAACUUGAUUGUGGAAGUGACGAUCUUCACACAGAAGAGAGAGCUGCCAAACGAGUUCGGAAGCCCACAAGGAGAUACAUUGAAGAACUUUCUGAAGCUGAAACCAGAGAUUGUAGCCCAAAAGUGCAUAAUUCAGUCAAAAAUAUUGGAUGUGGACAGACAUCCCAAAAAUUUUGUCUCAGGCCUAUAAAAAGUGUUUCCUUAAAUGAGAGAAUCAUGUUGACGCGGUUGGACUCUCUCGGUGGGUCUGGGAUUGAGGUUCCUUGUGUUUCUCGGGUCCGAAGAAGCCGUCCAAGGAAAAAUAUAAAGGCCCUUAUGAAAUUCCAUCCGAGUAGUUUGGGCAUGGCAGCUGAAGUCGUGAAGGUCCUUGCAGUGCCUAGUUCUUUAGCGAAUAGUGAGUGUACAGAUAAAGUCUCGAAGUCCAGAUCUGCUUCUGAAACGACUGAGCCGCUGCUCACCUCUGAGGCAGUGAAAGAUAAGCAAAGUUCAGCGACGGGCAAAGUUCAAGUGGGGAAGAAUUUGGGUCUAAAACACACAGAUUCAUCUGAAGACACUUCAGAUGAUAAUACAGCAACUGUUCGUACUGCAAAAGGUGGAAUGAGAAGGAAACAUCAUAGAGCUUGGACUCUUGUUGAGGUUAUGAAACUGGUCGAAGGUGUAUCCAAAUGCGGCGCUGGGAGGUGGUCUGAGAUCAAAAGGCUUUCCUUUGCAUCCUAUUCCUACCGCACUUCAGUUGACCUCAAGGACAAGUGGAGGAACCUGCUGAAAGCUAGCUUGGCACAGACACCUCCUGAUGAGGGCAUGAAUUCUCGGAAACAUGCUUCGGUCCCCAUCCCAGCCCCGAUUUUGUUGCGAGUGAGGGAGCUUGCGGAGAUGCACUCUCAGGUUCCUCCAAAUCUUGGCUCAAACAUGGGAGGUGUUGGUGGGAGAAGUAUGCAUGAGACACGGUCGGGGUACUUGUAACAUUGUUGUACGCAUCGAGUUUAGGAGACGCUUUCUCAAAUAUUUUUCUCAGCCGAUUCUACCAAGUACCUGGCUGUUUAUAACAUUAAAAAUUAAUUUCAAUAUAUAAACUUUAAUUUAUAGUUAAAAGAAUAAACCACAUUUAAAAUCUAUAUAUUAUUAUGAAUAUCAAAGCCUAACAACCCUUUGACCAGCGACCGCUUUCCUCACCCUGGUAUGUGAGCACUCUUUACCCCAUCUCUGGCGACCCCACUGCUCUCCGACCUGGGUCUCUCUCUCUCUCUCUCUCUCUCUCCCUCCCUCCCUCCCUCUCUCUCGGCCGUCUGAAAACUUUUGUGAAAUAAGACCGACAUCAAGUGCAAGUAUAACAACAGGAGACGUCAAAGGCUCAACUGGUUAUGCUCCGGGGCGCCUAAGCGCCAUUUGGUGACGGUGCAGCCUCAGGGGUCGUGGACGGCUGAGCACUGUUGCCACUGAGAAAGAAUAAGCUGAUGGAGUUGAAUUCGCAAACGUUUUCAGAGGGACUGAGUGGUGUGUAUUGAAAUUUGGCGGACAAAUUAUAUUAGUGAGUCAGUGACAUAGUUUGGCAGAUGUCAUUGGUGGCGUAAUUUGAGUU